Cyprinus carpio (common carp) is the source of this 3081-nucleotide messenger RNA. RefSeq names its product protein FAM181B-like. Lineage: Eukaryota; Metazoa; Chordata; Actinopteri; Cypriniformes; Cyprinidae. The record is from RefSeq and is a predicted model, not a curated record.
UGAAUUCUUCAGGGGAAUAAAAUAUCACAAUGCUAAAUUACCAGUUUAAUUCAGAACAGGUUAAAACUAAAUAUCUUUAAAAUCUCCCAUGAAGUUGUAUGUGUCUAGAGUACAUCAGAUAAAUUUUCUUAACGCUCAUUUAAAGAUCUCCACAGGUGUCUCUGAGUUGCAUAAAGUAUUUGUUGUUUACACUCUUUAGGCUAACUUUGAACAAUGUAUAAAUUACAUUGUUGUGUCUGGAAACAUUUGUUAUUUCUUCAUGUUUUAACAUUUUGGGUCAAAUGUUUAAUUAAACAAAUAUAACAAUAAUAAUAUUUCUUCCAUUUAACAAGCAGUUCAGAUGCCCUGUCUGUUUUCAGAUUUCACAGCAAAAAAAAAAAUGUGUAUAAACACAUAUACAAGAAGACUUGACCAGGACAGAUGAACCCAAGGCUAUUGUCUUUUUACUCUGUGGGAUGCCUCAGACAAAUCCCUCUUAGUUGCAGGUGGUCAGGCGUGAGCAAAGAGUUAAGUCCUCGCGUCCCUCGGCCCCUCCCCUUUGAUGUCCUGACAUCAUUGGCCCUGCCCCCUAAAAUAAUCCCCCUUCCCCCAAAUUCAAGCUUUCGGCAGAGUGCAGAGGAACUGUAAGGGUGUCCUGCACAGGACUAAGGGUUAGCAAACCAUCCUGGAAAUACAGAUAAGAAAUAUGCUUUAGGGUCUCUCGAAGACAAUUGCAUAUAUACACCACGAAGGUGUUGUGCUCGUGGCGGAGAGAGAUGGCUGUUCAGACUGCCAUCAUGAACUCGCAGUUCUUAAACUUCUGUUUUCCUGGCUCGGUCAUGGAUUAUGGGGUGGAAAAGGGUCUGGAAGGGGGUCUCCUGGGUGAGGUGGAUUGCGGGGGUGACUUCAAGGAGACCACUAGAGACCUGCUUAGCUUCAUCGACUCAGCUUCCAGCAACAUCAAACUUGCACUGGACAAGCCUGUUAAGUCUAAGAGGAAAGUCAACCACCGAAAGUACCUGCAGAAGCAGAUUAAGAGGUGCACAGGAAUCAUCUCGCCAGGGACCACACCGGUUCAGGAGCCAUGUAAGAGGCAAGGCUCGCCCCAAACCCCAACAAGCAACCUUUCCAGCAAAAUGCCACCCAAGAAGGAUGGGAUGCAGGCCAGCCUGCAAAGCAAGAGUCUGGCUGCCCUCUUCAACUCGGCGAAGGAUGUACGAGGAGAGAGGGCCAAGAAGCCCCCGCUGCGGCAUCGAAACCUUCCUCCAUCCUUCUUCACAGAGCCGGCCAACAGCUCCAGAGUUACAUCUACUUCUGGCAUGUCGCUCAAAGACCUGGAGCGAGGAACUCCGGAAGCAGUAGAUUUCUUGGAGCUUCUUGGACCCGAGUACAGCAACAUGGUCUCAGAGCAGGAUUUAUUCUACACCGCACCUAUCAGGAUUCAACAGGACGUGACUGUGGGCCCCGAGCCAUAUGACUCCCACCAUUUUGUAAGUGGUGGGUUCUUGUACACUGAACCUUGGGGCACUUGUGGCGGCACCUCAAAAAAGUCAGGAGACAUGCGGACAGUACCAGUACAGCCAAAUCUUUAUACCCACACAGACCUUUCUGGCAGUGUGCCUGUGGAACAGAGCUCGCCAUGUGCACUUACCUUUUCAAACUUCUUCACAGACUGCUCCGCACCUCCAGUCUCCUACGAUCUGGUAAACGGAUACAACAGAGGGAGCUUUUCUUCUCUUUAAGCCAGAGAUUUACUGUUUCUACAUUGGAACAAAAACAUUUCUGCAUUUUUCAGUACGGUAUUAAAAAGGACGCUACCUACAUGUAUUGCCCUUUUAAUCCUAAAACAUUUGACUCAAAACUAGCUAAGGGUUUCGUGUUUGAAGGGAUAACAUGUAUACAGUAGCAACCUGUAAAAGGUAUAUAAUCUUAAAAUGGCCUUUACAUCUAAGGACAAACUUUUCUCCAAUUAUUUAAUGAAAACAAAAUGCAUUUUACACAUCUCUAAUCAUAAAUUAACAAAACUAUGCUUCAGAAAUUUAUUUUAUUGCUUCCCUGUAAAUAAAACAACAAAAACACUUUGGACCUCUUAUCCUUUAUCAUGCAAUGUUUGAUUUAUAAUAUUACAAAUUUGAAGCAACAAUUUGUUACAGAGCUGAUUUCAGGGGGUCUGCUUGUUUGUUUAACUAUUUCUCUCUCUUUAUAGAUAACUUCACUCUGGUCAUUUUUGCAGUCAUUUCUAAUCAAAUAGUGUUGCAGUGGCUGUAUAAAGAUUAUAUAUUUAUCAUGUAUAUUAUAUUUAACUUACAUAUAUUUUAAGUGUCUUUUAAGUGCACAAACACACACACACACACACACACACACAAAAAAAAACAUUUUUGGGGCCAAGACAAAAACAUGUAACAUCUUGCAAUAGAGGCAAUCAAGACAAUCUGUCUACAUUUAAAUUUGUAUCACUGUUAAUGCAUAUCUUAUUUGUUGACUGCUUAACACGCAGUAUUAGGUUUGUACAUCUAAAACAAUGACUUACAGUUCCCUGAAGGUAAAUGUCUGAAUGAAUAUACUUUAGAUAUACAUGACAGAAAAAAAGUUUUAGGUCUGGAUUUUGAAGUUCCUUGGUAUUCCAAAAGAAAUUGAAAACUGUGAGUGUGUAAAACAAGGGUGGACAGAGAAGAAGGAUAAGGCAAAAUUGUGUAAGCUAUAAUAUGAAUUAGUUAUAAUGUGUUUUAUUUGCAAUACACCAGUAUUGUAUUCAUGUUCAUCAAAAAGGAGGCACAACAUGAACACAGGAACUUUACAACAUUGUUUUGUAACAGUAUGGCCUUACAUUGGUUUAUGAUUAGAAUUAAAUUAGGAAUCAGACAUUUCCAAUUGCACUGGGAAACAACCAUUAAAAUACAUGAAACUAAUUAAUUAUUUUUUAUUUAGUUGUAGUUUUAAAUUAAUUUUAUGUGGGAAGCAUCAGCCAAGAGUAAAGAAAAAAAAAAUUGUGUUUGUAAUUUAUAUGCUGAAACUAGUGCUUAUACUUGUUAUACUGGAUGAAGGUUUUCUUUGGUCAUAAAGUAAUGGGACAAAAUAAAGCUGGUCUUUAUGUCUAUUAAA